GCAAAUGGAGAAACCCCGGAGAUCGGGGACCCUGUGGCCCCGCCGGCUUGUGGUAUCUCUCCAACUGGCGACAAGUUCGCGGCCUUGUCAAAAUUCUGCCUCCUUCCCACCUUUCGCUCUUCUUUCCCACCCCCCUUUUUCCUUGUCACAACACCUGGGUGGUCGUGUCGUGAAUUUCGCCUAGUCGGGCCUUUCGUUUUCUCUCCCCAACAGGCGUGCGGCCCGUAUCAGAUUGUUUCCUUCUCGCGAAUCAAUCUGCCCUCUCGGCAUCGUCUGAUUCUACCAGCUCCCCUUUACCGAGGCGCCCACCCGGCUGUUGAUCCCCCCGCUCCGGUUUCCCUCCGUCUUGUCCGCAUCGCUUCACCGGCGCUGUACCACAGCUACAUAUAUUUCUUCUGCCUCGUUUAGCUGGCUGAUGAGCACGUGGGGCCCGAAAUCGCUCUAAGGAAAACAGCGAAUCCCAAUCCGCCAACAUGGCCGAACUAGACACCUUGGACAUUAUUGUCCUGGGGAUUAUCCUUCUGGGUACCGUCGCUUACUUCACCAAGGGCAAGCUAUGGGGCGUGACAAAAGAUCCCUAUGCGACUUCCUUCGCCAAUGCCGGCGGAGCCAAGGCCGGCAAGACAAGGAACAUCAUCGAGAAGAUGGACGAAAGCGGAAAGAACUGCAUCAUCCUCUACGGAUCCCAGACCGGCACAGCCGAGGACUACGCAUCAAGGCUCGCAAAGGAAGGCAAGAGUCGUUUCGGACUCGAGACAAUGGUUGCCGACCUCGAGGACUACGACUAUGAGAACCUCGAUGCCAUCCCCAAGGACAAAAUUGUCAUGUUCGUCCUCGCCACCUAUGGCGAAGGCGAGCCGACGGACAAUGCGGUUGACUUCUAUGAGUUCAUCACGGGCGAAGGCGUGUCAUUCUCCCAGGACAAUGAUCCCGCCUUGGAGAACCUCAACUACGUCGCUUUCGGUCUUGGCAACAACACAUACGAGCACUAUAAUUCCAUGGUUCGCAACGUCAACGCAGCAUUGCAGAAGCUUGGCGCCAACCGGAUCGGCGAGGCCGGCGAGGGUGACGAUGGAGCAGGGACAAUGGAAGAAGACUUCCUAGCCUGGAAAGACCCCAUGUGGGCCGCUCUCGCCGAGAAGAUGGGCCUGGAGGAGCGUGAGGCUGUCUACGAACCCAUCUUCAGCAUCGUCGAGCGCGAGGAGCUCAGCAAGGAAUCGGAGGAGGUCUACCUGGGAGAACCCAACAAGAUGCAUCUCGAGGCUGCUGCCAAGGGCCCCUUCAACGCUCACAAUCCCUACAUUGCGCCCAUCGCCGAAUCACGGGAACUGUUCUCCGUCAAGGACCGGAACUGCCUUCACAUGGAGAUUGACAUCAGCGCCUCGAAUCUGACAUACCAGACUGGUGACCACAUCGCCGUCUGGCCCACCAACCCUGGUGAAGAGGUGGACCGUUUCCUUGACGUUCUCGGCCUCACCAGCAAACGAGACCACGUGGUGAGCGUCAAGGCUCUGGAGCCGACCGCCAAGGUGCCAUUCCCCACGCCCACCACGUACGAUGCAGUUGUCCGCUACCACAUGGAAAUCUGUGCCCCCGUGUCCCGUCAAUUCCUGGCUACCCUGGCUGCCUUCGCACCUGAUGAAGGGACCAAGACUGAGAUGGCCAAGCUCGGUGGUGACAAGGACUACUUCCAGGAGAAGAUCAGCUCCCAUCAUCUCAACAUCGCCAGGGUAUUAAGCAUCGUCGGCAAAGGGAAGAAGUGGACCAACAUCCCCUUCUCCGCUCUGAUCGAGGGUGUUACCAAGCUACAGCCGCGUUACUAUUCAAUCUCUUCCUCGUCUCUGGUCCAGCCCAAGAAGAUCUCCAUCACAGCCGUGGUGGAGUCGCAGAUGAUCGUCGGCCGGGAAGACCCGUUCCGCGGGGUCGCUACCAACUAUCUUCUGGCCCUCAAGGAGAAGCAGAACGGGGACCCGAACCCGACGCCGUUUGGACUGAGCUAUGAGAUCACGGGACCAAGGAAUAAGUACGACGGCAUCCAUGUCCCCGUACACGUACGCCACUCCAACUUCAAGCUGCCGUCGGACCCGUCUAAGCCUGUCAUCAUGGUCGGUCCGGGCACCGGUGUUGCGCCAUUCCGCGCAUUCAUCCAGGAACGAGCAAAGAUGGCCGAGAAUGGCGAAGAUGUUGGCAAGACUAUCUUGUUCUUCGGAUGCCGGAAACGUACCGAAGACUUCCUAUACAAUAAGGAAUGGGAUGAAUACAAAAAGGCUCUGGGAGACAAGUUCGAGAUUGUACUGGCCUUCUCGAGGGACGGGCCGAAGAAGGUCUACGUCCAGCACCGGCUCAAGGAGUACGAGAAGGAGGUCAACGAGCUGCUAGAGAAGAAGGCGUACUUCUACGUCUGCGGUGAUGCCGCAAACAUGGCUCGUGAGGUCAACUCGGUUCUGGCCCAAAUUAUCGCUGGCCAACGCAACAUUCCCGAGGCGAAGGCAGAGGAGAUCGUCAAGAGCAUGAGAUCUUCCAACCAAUACCAGGAGGAUGUUUGGUCUUAGAGUUAAUAAUAGCCCUCUUCCAAUGAACUGGCCGCAGAUAUUUCAGGCGUGGGUGUGCAUUGAAAUGGGAAUAGAGGAGUCGGAGCACUUCUUACGUUCUCUUGUAUGGGUUCAGGCUCUGCGUCCGUCUCUGCUUCUAUAAUGGGUCUCCUCGAACAUAGCUAUCUUAUAUAGUCGGCUAUGCUGCUUACGAAAUAGACAAUUUGAUGUUGGUGCUUGUUUUUUCUCAACAGCUCUUGGCCUGUAUAUGUACUGUAUGUACAUUGGACGAAACUCGUGGCCAGGGACAACAUUUUUGCGUUUACACUUAUGUCC
Phialemonium atrogriseum is the source of this 2867-nucleotide messenger RNA. RefSeq names its product putative nadph-cytochrome p450 reductase. Gene Ontology annotation, cellular component: cytosol. The record is from RefSeq and is a predicted model, not a curated record. The transcript is spliced from 3 exons. Bases 474 to 2552 code for a protein of 692 amino acids. NCBI's taxonomy places the organism in Eukaryota, Fungi, Ascomycota, Sordariomycetes, Cephalothecales, Cephalothecaceae. Gene Ontology annotation, molecular function: NADPH-hemoprotein reductase activity; FMN binding; flavin adenine dinucleotide binding.